AUGAUGAGAAAGUAUCUGAAAUUGUAAAUAAUAAAAUAGUCUUGCCUUUUACUCGCUAGCUUAUUUAUUUUUAGUUAUUUUUUGUAUGAUAUUUAUAGAGUGCAUAAGAAAAAAAAUAAAAAGUGUUCAAAUCUAUCAAAAAUUAUCAUUUCUAAAGGCAAUGAUUCACUAUAAUGUUAAGAAUGCAAAAAAUAAUUGAUUGAUACUUUUUUUUCUCCUUGUGGACAUUUUAAUUUAUGUUAUGACUGUUCUAAACCUUACUAAAAUUGUCCUAAUUGUGGUGAAUAUGUGGAAGAAACAAUACGAACAUUUAAAAACUGA
This is a messenger RNA of Paramecium tetraurelia, 321 nucleotides long. RefSeq lists its product as uncharacterized. Lineage: Eukaryota; Ciliophora; Oligohymenophorea; Peniculida; Parameciidae. The transcript has a single exon. The record is from RefSeq and is a predicted model, not a curated record.